CAACAAUGAAGUUUCUAUAAGGUCUCCACUGUUUUAUUAAUUUUUGUUAUAAUUUAUUCUUUAUCGAAUUGGAAUUUUUAAAUUUAUCAUAUAUAUUCGCAAAGUUUUAUUUUAACUGAUAUAGUUUUAUUUUUAUGAAUUAAGAUGACCGAAGCUAUAAAAAAUUUAAAUGAUAUUCCUUUCCACCAUUUUUGUAAGAUGUGUGAAAAAAUAAAAUCACAAAAAUUAGCAAAAAAGAGAGCGGAAAUACUGCAAAAAUUUAUUGACAAUGUUAUGAAAACAAACCCAGUAAGCUUCUUCCCCAUUCUGAGACUGCUCCUGCCUCAAUUGGAUAGGGAGCGAGGUCCAUAUGGCAUGAAAGAGAUAAAUCUUGCCAGGACAUACAAGAGAAUAUUAUCUUUGCCUCCAAAUGGCUUCGAAGCUGAGAGACUGAUGAAUUUUUCUUCACCUUCAUCGAUGACAAGUGGUUUUGUGGGGGAUUUCGCAGAAGUUGUAUGUUGCAUUUUACGAACCAGGUGUGGUGAAGGUAAUAAAAUGACCAUCGGGGAUGUGAACCAAGCUUUGGACAAUAUAGCUAAUAAGCAUAAAGGGAAUGACCCCAGGGGGGUUGAUGACGAGUUCACAAAUAUGGUUCAGAAGAUGUCACAUGAUGAACAGAAGUGGUUGAUAAGAAUUAUUAUCAAAGAAAUGGGCAUCGGCCUUGGAACUAAUAGAAUUCUAGGCCUUUACCAUCCUGAUGCUGCAGAAUUGUACAUUCUUACCAAUAGUAUUUGUGAAGUGUGUUCUAAAUUAAAAGACCGCAAUGUACGUUACCAUGAAUUAGAUAUAGAACUUUUUAGAGCUUUCAGGCCUAUGCUGUGUGAAAGGGGUGAUAUUCAUAAAUUAUCUCUUAAUUCUAUGUUUUAUGUUGAAAACAAAUUUGAUGGAGAAAGAUUUCAGCUACAUUAUAAAGAUCGAAAAUUCAAGUAUUUUUCGAGAAAUGGUUAUGAAUAUUCUGAGAAUUAUGGUGAAGAUCCUGAAAGUGGAUAUUUUACUUCUUUGAUAAUGAAACAAUUGGACAGUAAUCUGAUAAGUUGUGUCUUAGAUGGUGAAAUGAUGGGUUGGCAGCGUGGGAGUCAUAAGUUGAUUAGCAAAGGUAAAAUAAAUUUAGAUGUUAAAAAGCUGAAAGUUGGCAGUUCGAUUCAGCCUUGUUUCUGUGUCUUUGAUGUUAUUUUAUACAAUGAUGAGAUGGUGACAAACCAUCCUUACAAGGAGAGGAUCAAGAUACUGGAGAAAAUAUUUACUCCUGCAGAAGGCGUCAUCAUGACAGUGGAAAGAUCUCUGAUAAACAGCACGGGGCAAGUUUUUGAGGCACUCAAUACUGCCAUAGAUGAUUGUGAAGAGGGAAUAAUUCUCAAGGAUCCAGAUUCAGUUUACAAGCCCAAUUCUAGAAAAGAUGGAUGGAUUAAGAUAAAACCUGAUUAUUCAGAAGGUACUGUCGAUUUAGACUUGCUAAUUAUUGGAGGUUAUUACGGUUCAGGACGAAUGAAGGGACAGAUAUGUCACUUUCUUCUUGGAGUUGCUGCAGAUGAAAGUGACAACCCUACUACAUUUAUGAGUGUUGCUAGGGUCAGCUCAGGAUUAUCUGAUGAAGAAAGGGCUGAGCUCAAUUCCAAACUCAAUCCACAUUGGAUCAAAUUUAAAAGUAAUAAUCCGCCAUCAUUUUUGCUCUUGAAAAGAGAAAAGCCAGAUGUUUACAUCACUCCCCGAUGUUCCAAAAUCUUACAGGUUAAAUCGCCUGAAGUUAUGAGAACGGAUGCCUAUUAUACUGGUUAUACAUUACGUUUUGUGCGUGUGGAGGCCAUAAGAGAAGAUAAAUUAUGGUCAGACUGCCUGUCGAUUGAGGAAUUCAACAAGCUCCGGAUGGCUUACAGUGGGAAGUUGACUGCUGGUCAUGUUGUCCCCAAAACAAGGAGGAAGAGAAAGUUGGAAGAAAAUCAAACUUGCAGCCAGCCGCGAGCGAAGGUAGAAAAGACUUCUGAAAUUUUUGCAGGAAAAGAGAUAUGUAUUUUAACAGGCAUUGAGGAGCAUUCCAAGCAGGAUCUUGAGGCCUUAGUCCUUGGAAAUGGAGGUUCUGUUGUUCCGCAGCCCACUUCUUCUACAUUCUGUGUUGUAUUUGGAUCAAAAAAUAUCCGUGUACAGAAUGUUAUUAGAGCUAAAAAACACAAUGUCACCACUCACGAUUGGCUGCUGAAAUGUGUUUCUGAAGGUAAGCUUAUUCCAUGGAAUAGGCUGAAUCUUAUCAGCUGUGAUUUAAAAACUGAUUUGAUCAUUUCCGAGCAAUACGAUGUCUUCGGCGACAGCUAUUAUGAACCAGUAACCAAAGAACAAAUGGCGACUAUCUUCAGCGCAAUGCCUCCAGUCCAAAAUUGUUGUAUAGAAGAGGUCAAAGAAAUCGAUCAACUUAUCUUUGGUAAAGUCAGUCCAUAUUCCAUUUUCAGAAAUGCCUAUGCUUAUUUUGAUCUGAACAAUAUCGAAGUUGCGAAUUUGAAAAAUGCUGAACUUAUUUUCAAAUUUUUAAGUGGAAAUGUCUGUUCUGAAAUAACUAGACUUGUCAACUAUAUUAUAGUAGAUGAAACUCAUUUGGAAAAUUUAAAAAAAUUAAAUGAACUGUGCAACAAUAGUCAUAUUAGUUGCGAGUUCGUUAGUUACAAAUGGAUUAUUAACUGUUUCAAAAAUAUGGAAUUGGAAGACCAUCGGAAUUAUGUUAUCACAAUUGAUUGAAUGUUGUCAUUUUUAAUUUUUUUUGUGUAUGUCUAAUUGUUUUCACAGGCACAUUAUCAACCAAAGAAUAUGAAAUAAUACAUAGUAGUGUUUAAAUUAUUACUGUUAAAAGUUAAUAUAAUUUGAAGUAUUUGUGAGAUAUCGAGGUCAUUGAUUGUUAAAAUUUUAAUUUUUUAUUUUCUGGCAAUAAUUUAAUUUUUAAUACUAAGUUAAUUUUACGUUAGAUGAGAAUGUAUUUUAGCAAUAUACAGGAAAUUACUAAAAGCUUUUAUGUUCUAAAGUUUUAUGUAACAAGUAUUAGUUUUGUUAAAUUGGUUAAAUGCUGAUUUAUUUAUUUUAAAACAAAUAAAAAAUAUGUUUAUUUCCUACACUGUAAUAGGAAUAAAAAAAAAAUCAUUAGUUUCUAAAUACCAUUAAUGAAUGAGGUAUCACAGGCCCAUGGCUCUUUAGUCUUAGCUUGAUGCUAAGUUGUAUUUAUUAUUGUUAUAUUAUAGGCCAAAAUUUUAACAAUACGAAUUUUAUUUUUGUUCUUAUCAAGAGAUUUACAAAAGUAUAAUACUUUUGUUUUUUAUGAACUUACAAAGCUAAUUUUAGUCUGUUACUUUAGUUGUCUUAGAGA
Messenger RNA from Nezara viridula (southern green stink bug), 3382 nucleotides. Lineage: Eukaryota; Metazoa; Arthropoda; Insecta; Hemiptera; Pentatomidae. The record is from the annotation of a GenBank genome assembly.